Messenger RNA from Thamnophis elegans (Western terrestrial garter snake), 5297 nucleotides. RefSeq names its product AKT serine/threonine kinase 2 (gene AKT2). Bases 1614 to 3098 code for a protein of 494 amino acids. NCBI's taxonomy places the organism in Eukaryota, Metazoa, Chordata, Lepidosauria, Squamata, Natricidae. Gene Ontology annotation, biological process: protein phosphorylation. The transcript is spliced from 13 exons. Gene Ontology annotation, molecular function: ATP binding; protein serine/threonine kinase activity. The record is from RefSeq and is a predicted model, not a curated record.
GGCGCUCCCCCACUGGGAGGGCCACGGAGGCUGCCCGCUGGGUCCAAUCAGGGUGGGAUCCAGGCCCGGCCGCUUUGGGCGUCGGGGGAGACCCUCGAGCAGAGCCCUCCGGCCGAGAGAUGCCCUGCCCGCCCAGGGCCUGCGCUGGUUCCGAGCAGAGGGAGCAGAGGAGCCCUUUCCCCAGCCUCCCUUUUGUGCACCCGCAGAGGUCUCUGCAUCCGCCCUUCUCCCUGGCCGGAGGGCGAGGCGGUGCUGCUCCCUCCCAGGGAUCCCUGGCCGCCUAAGUGUCAACCGGAGGGCCAGACGGCAGCCGCCCCGCCCUGCGCUCCCCGCGCUCAGCCUCUCUGAUGAUCUCCUGCUGGGAGAGGGGGGGGCGCUUCCAGGAGAGCCCCCCCCCGGUGCAAGACUGCUGCGUUGACUCCAAGCCCUUCCGUCUGUGGGCAGCAGAAGGUGGCCUUGGAGCGGGGAUGUUUAAGGUGCUGCCCUGGCUGCCUUUGGGGCCACGGCCACUUCCAAGGCGUCUGGGCUUCUUGGGGCCCUGAGUUACACUCAGGAGGGUGCAUUUCAUUCCCUAGCAGUUCCUUCCUAGGGAGGGGGAAGGCUCCCCCCCCCCCAUGUCCUGUAUCCCUCCUGCCCUCCGCGGUCAGAGUCCUUUCAGCUUCCCCAGGUCACUUGCAACUAGAGGUGCCGCCUGAAAGCCUAGCGCUUGUUGUAAUGCUGAGCCGCCAUGCCGGUCCGGUCCCUGCCCUCUGCCCUUUGAAAGGCCCUUUGCUUCCUGGGCAGAUUCCAGCCAACGGCUCCACCUUCCCUGCGUGCUUUGAGGGGAAAGGGAAACGCGGCGGCGGCUUCUUCUUCUUCGGCCAGGGAGGCCAGCUUUGCUCUCUGCUCUUUUUCUGGCUGCCAGCAGAAGCAGAGCCAGUGGGAGGGGAGGCUGGGGCCAAAGGACCAGGGCUGCUCCAUUCCUUUCCAGUCUUCCAUAAUGGACUCCAAAGCCGUGUUGCAACGCACACACACACACACACACACACACACCCCAUAGGUCCCUGCUCCUCUUGGCCUCUAUAGCGACAACAGUCCUUCUGGAGAGUCUUCCAGCUGGGCCAAGGAGGAGAUAAGCUUUCCCUUCCCACCCCCAGUAGCCAUCAGGGAAGGGCAGAGGAGGCAGAGGGCAGAAAGUGGCUGCUCAGAGGAUAAGCGCAGGAGCACGUAGACGUCCACGCAGCACUCCAGAGAUGCUUUACAGCACCUCUCCCCCAGCACCUCCCCCAGGGUGCUCCUCAUGCACAGUCUCUCGUGUGGGGCAUCCCCUGUGGCCUUCUGUCGGUCGUGGGUCUUCUUAGCCACCGGCCAGUGCAGGCGAAGGAUUGGGGGGAGCCAGGCUGGUGUCGAUGGUGGCUCCGUAGAGAAUUUCACAGGGUUCGGAAGUCGAGUUUGCGGUGCUGAGUGGGCGGCAGCGGGGCUUCAGGGUGCCCACCCAAGAUCUAAGAGUGGCAGCUGUUCCCUUCUCCCCUGCAGGUCGCCAGGUCGCCUGUGGGCCCCCCUGGCAGGCAGCAGCCCCUCUCCGUGCCCUGAGGCGGCAGCAACAUGAGCGAGGUGUCAGUGAUCAAGGAGGGAUGGCUGCACAAGCGAGGGGAAUACAUCAAAACCUGGAGGCCCCGGUACUUCCUCCUCAAGAGCGACGGCUCCUUCAUCGGCUACAAGGAGAAGCCCGAAGCGGCGGACCACAGCGCCCCCCCUUUGAACAACUUCUCCGUGGCAGAAUGCCAGCUGAUGAAAGCCGAGCGACCCCGCCCCAACACCUUCGUCAUCCGCUGCCUGCAGUGGACGACGGUGAUCGAGCGGACGUUCCACGUGGACUCCCCAGAGGAAAGCGGAGCCUCCUGCCUGCCUUGGCAGCUUCUGAAGGCCCCCUGAGCACUGCUUUGCGUCUUCCCAGGGAAGAGUGGAUCGAGGCCAUCCAGACGGUGGCCAACAGCUUAAAGAACCAGGAGGCGGAAGAGGAGGACAGGAUGGAGUACAAGUGUGGCUCCCCCAGCGACAGUCCGGGGGCCGAGGAAAUGGAGGUGGCAGUGACCAAGGCCAGAGCUAAGGCGACCAUGAGUGACUUCGACUACCUGAAACUCCUGGGCAAGGGCACUUUUGGGAAGGUCAUCCUCGUACGCGAAAAGGCCACGGGGCGCUACUACGCCAUGAAGAUUCUGCGCAAAAAGGUCAUCAUUGCCAAGGAUGAAGUGGCCCACACCGUCACAGAGAGCCGAGUGCUGCAGAACACCAGGCACCCCUUUCUCACGGCCCUGAAAUACGCGUUCCAGACCAACGACCGCCUCUGCUUCGUCAUGGAGUACGCCAACGGGGGAGAGCUCUUCUUCCACCUCUCCCGAGAACGCGUCUUCACGGAAGAGCGCGCCCGCUUCUACGGGGCUGAGAUUGUUUCUGCCCUGGAGUAUCUCCACUCGCGGGACGUUGUCUACCGGGACAUCAAGCUGGAGAACCUCAUGUUGGAUAAAGACGGACACAUCAAGAUCACGGACUUUGGACUGUGCAAGGAAGGCAUCUCCGAUGGGGCCACCAUGAAGACCUUCUGUGGGACACCGGAGUACCUGGCCCCAGAGGUGCUGGAGGACAACGAUUACGGGCGGGCCGUGGACUGGUGGGGGCUGGGCGUGGUCAUGUACGAGAUGAUGUGUGGCCGGCUGCCCUUCUACAGCCAGGACCACGAGCGCCUCUUUGAGCUGAUCCUCCUGGAGGAGAUCCGCUUCCCACGCACCCUCAGCCCCGAAGCCAAGGCCCUGCUGGCCGGGCUGCUCAAGAAGGACCCCAAGCAAAGGCUGGGGGGCGGCCCCACCGACGCCAAGGAGGUCAUGGAGCAUCGGUUCUUUGCUGCCGUUAACUGGCAAGACGUGGUUCACAAGAAGCUCCUGCCCCCUUUCAAGCCCCAGGUGACGUCCGAAAUAGACACACGGUACUUCGAUGACGAGUUCACCGCCCAGUCCAUCACCAUUACGCCACCAGACCGAUAUGACUGCGUGGACCCCCUGGAUGCCGACCAGCGGACCCACUUCCCUCAGUUCUCCUACUCCGCCAGCAUUCGGGAGUAGGGCUGCAGCGCCUGCUGGAGAGAGCCAGGACCGGGGCUGAUGCCACCUGCCCACGUCUGGAGCCCGGCGGAAGAGCCGGCCCCGUCGGCCCCUGCAGCCAGGACCAGCUGGCUCACUUCAGCCCCUGUCUCCCUGCCCCCCUCCCUCCCAGUGCCGCAUCCUCCCUCCUUGCUCUGGGCCACCGCUGAGUUUCACACGGAAGGUGCUUUGGCCUGUGUGGUUGGCGGCUGAGGGCCGCUGUGCUGGCGGAAGGGCAGGGAGCACCGUUCGCUGCCUCGUGCGUGGGAUGGCAGCCUGGACCCCAGAGGGCGGAGGACCCGAGCACUGUGCCUUGCAAGGCUGUGCUAAGAGGGGCAGAGCCCCCAAAUCCCCCACCCCCCCCCCGUUUCUGUGGGAUAAUGGCCGGCUGGCCGGCCAGCGCUCAGGUGCCUCUUGGGGUCAGUGGCCUGGCAACUGUUGCCUUGCUGCCCUUUGGUGGGCUUCCCCAUCACCUCCAGGGGGGGCUGCUGCUGCUGCUGCUGCUGCUGCUAACAGGAACUUUGAGCUGCCCUUCAAAUAACGGGGACCUGGCCCCCACUUAGAACAUUGCCCCCCCCCCACCCCCACGACAGUCCCCCAGCUGCUGUUUGCAUGGCCCAGCAAUGGCCCUGGCUGGAGUGAUUGGGCCCAGCGGCCCAUUGGUUCCCAUGAAAGGGGGGGGCUCCCCUGGGGGAGGGAGGGGGCUCCCUGGCCCCAACAGCGUUUCCUUCCCUCUUUCCAGCUGUGGAAGAUGCCUGCCUGCCUCUCCCGUCUCUGGCCCUGUGGGCAGAGGACUCCUCCCCCAUGGCUGCAGGGCCCUGCCCUGGGAGGGAGGGAGGGAGGGAGGGAGGGAGGUUUGCUACCCCAGCCCUGUGUGGCCUGACUAGGGAAGGGACAGGCCAGGCUGGGCACAGAGAGCGCUCAGCUGAGUUGCUGCAGAGGGCCCAGAAGCCCCCCAAGCAGAGCCCCUCCCCCGUGUUGCUAGAGGCGGUUGUUGUCCCCUAACAGGCAUGGCCAGAAGGUGGAGUGACCUUCCUGCAGCCCCAGCCCCACCAUCUCCCCCCCCCUGCAAAGAGUGGGAGGCCUUCAGGGAAAGGGGCUGCUCCAGCUGUGUAACUGGCAGGCCAGAGGGGUCCCUCCUGCCCACCUAUGUCGCCCCUUGGGCAGGUACCCGAGGACGCCACCUGGUGGGCUGGAGGAUCGCAAGCGCCCCUGAGCUCCCCUUUGCUCUGACUCCUGUCGGCCACAGCAGAGCUUGGGUUCCCGUGCCGCCUCCUGGGUUUGGGGGAGUCGCCUGUGCCAGGGACUCCUGCCAAUUCCACCAUUGCUCUGGGCUCCACCGCGAGUCUUCUUUGUACAAAACGGGGGGGUCAGCGCUGCAUGAGCCUGGCUGCAAACAUCCAUGGCAGCCCUGCCUGGCCUCCCGUGCCUCAACUCCAGUGGCAGUGGCCCAAUUCCACUGGGCGAAGGCCCCAAGCAGCCCCCGAUGCCCUGAGGGGCCCCGUGUCACGUCGGAGGGAGGGUGCGGGGGCUCCCUCAUUGAAUGCGGCUUCCAGGACUCCUGGCCAGCUGCCCCUGGUGCCGCCUGCUUGCCUUGAGGGUGGCUCCCAUUGGGCACUCCUGAGGGGGGGGGGGGAGCCCUGGCUGCUCCAGACCCACCAAGUGGCCUUCCUUUCAGCAGACCCGAAGUGCCGGCAGCCUCCGAGCCUCCGUGAGCCUUUUGGGCCUGCCCAGAACCGAUCAACCCAGGAGGUGCCUCAAACUGGGGUUCGGCUUCCUGGGGACGACGUCUUGUGCCCUGCUGAACUUGUAGGGCUGGGGGGGGGGGAUCUCUGUGACGCUUGGGGUCUUUGGGGAAAGAAAAGUUUUUCACGUUUGCUGUAGUUCUAAUUCAGAUUUACUAAUUUAAUGUUGCCCCUGUUAGGUUAGAGUGAAGCUCCGCUCUGUUGUGGGGCGUUUUCCGCCCCACUGCUGGGAAUCAGCAGCCCCCCUGGCCCUCGGCCGACAGAGAUCCCGAGUUCCGUUUGUAAAAUAAAGUUUGCUGGAGUGUUUUUGUAAAUGUGGCUGAUAAGCACAACAACUGGAAAGGCUUUCCCCCCCUUUUUGGUAAACCACAGAAUUGCCUUCCUCCACCUUCACAUUUGUACGGUACAAGCAAUAAAAGAUUUUAUUUCUUGGUUA